AUGGUUGGUCAUGUCACCGGGGACAGGUCCACUGCUUGCUGGAAGCGGCGGCUGGGCUGGGACCUGUGCUGUGUCACCCUCCCGUACGAAGUAGGGGGCCCUGGCCUUGCUAACCGCUCCUCUCUGCCCCCAGGACACCUGAGCCCCACCACCUGCACCCUGCGCAAGCACAAGACCAACCGGAAGCCGCGCACGCCCUUCACCACGUCCCAGCUCCUGGCGCUGGAGCGCAAGUUCCGGCAGAAGCAGUACCUCUCCAUCGCCGAGCGCGCCGAGUUCUCCAGCUCGCUGAACCUCACAGAGACCCAGGUCAAAAUCUGGUUCCAGAACCGGAGGGCCAAGGCGAAAAGACUGCAGGAGGCCGAACUGGAAAAGCUGAAAAUGGCCGCGAAGCCCAUGCUGCCCUCCGGCUUCAGCCUCCCUUUCCCCAUCAACUCGCCGCUGCAGGCAGCCUCCCUCUACGGAGCGUCCUACCCUUUCCAUAGACCUGUGCUCCCCAUCCCGCCCGUGGGACUCUACGCCACGCCGGUGGGGUAUGGCAUGUACCAUCUCUCCUAAGGACGACUGCGCCGCGGACUCCGGGACAUUCCAGGGGGACGGGACGAGGCGUGUUCCAUGCCCCCCCCCCCUGCCCUCGCCAGGAAGCUCCCGGCUCUGCCCACCUCACACGCACCACCCCGAGCAGCCAGGCUAGCAGCCGCCGCCUCCUUCGUCCUGGGGGCUGGAGACCCCAAGCUCCUGUUCUUGGUGUCAUUUCCCAGACACCCCUUUCUCCUCACAAAGAUCGGCUCUGAUGGUUUUUAUAUAUAAAUAUAUAUCACGAAACAGAACGCAUUUUUAUACAGCAGAUGUCAAAAUCCAAGUUAUUUUGAAAGGCGAAAUUUAUAUAUAUACUUUUUUAUAUAUAUCACCCUAACAGACUGCUGACGUUCAUUUGUGUGGGUUUUUUUUUUUCUUCUUAGAGGGGGAGACAAAUUGUUUUCUAAAAUUGCUGAAAUAUAGUGAUUUUGGUGGGAUGAUUGGCUUUUGCUUAAGGAAAACAGAUAUUAGAAUUAGACACAAAGUGCAUAGGCCAUGGAUAGGGAGAGGUUCCUCGAGUGACAGGCACAGGCCACGGUACAGUCUUCCAUGCACUCACUAAUUAGAGACUACAUAUUGGGCCCUGUUUGCCCCCCUGCACGUUGCUACAUUGUUACCCAGUUAAACGUUUACUUUUUUUUGUAAGAUCAAUAAAAGGGGG
Molecule: messenger RNA, 1240 nt
Organism: Myotis davidii
Lineage: Eukaryota; Metazoa; Chordata; Mammalia; Chiroptera; Vespertilionidae
Gene: MSX2
Product: msh homeobox 2
Exons: 2
Coding region: 1-558 (185 amino acids)
Biological process (GO): embryonic morphogenesis; regulation of transcription by RNA polymerase II
Cellular component (GO): nucleus
Molecular function (GO): DNA-binding transcription factor activity, RNA polymerase II-specific; RNA polymerase II transcription regulatory region sequence-specific DNA binding
Source: RefSeq, a predicted model, not a curated record